AUGUCAUCACAUAUUACUGAUAUUGAAGGUGAUUGGAAUAUUGUUGAUUAUCCCGAACAUCCUGGAUAUGUUAACUGUAAAAUUGAAAUAAAGGGUCAUGGUCUAGAUCCAAAUGUGUUUAAGCUUAAUAUGCACGCGAUGAAUGAUCUAAGUUGUAUUUUGAAACAUAAUUCUAUGACUAAUCAAUGGGAAAUUUCUGAUUUCUUUUCAAGAGAAAUGAAUGGUUCACCAGCAGAGAUGGAUAAAGAAGAUGUCUUCAGAAAAUUAAUCUCUAGUUUACAAAAAUUAGAAGUUCAAGACGAACAACAAUUGAUUAUUACAACAAAUGAUAAUGAACAAAUUCGAUUAGAACGUUUGCCGUAG
Messenger RNA from Rotaria sp. Silwood1, 363 nucleotides. NCBI's taxonomy places the organism in Eukaryota, Metazoa, Rotifera, Eurotatoria, Philodinida, Philodinidae. The record is from the annotation of a GenBank genome assembly.